This is a messenger RNA of Brugia malayi, 2256 nucleotides long. It is a transcript of the gene Bma-madd-2, whose product is annotated as B-box zinc finger family protein. Gene Ontology annotation, molecular function: protein binding; zinc ion binding. NCBI's taxonomy places the organism in Eukaryota, Metazoa, Nematoda, Chromadorea, Rhabditida, Onchocercidae. The transcript has 16 exons. The coding region runs from base 1 to 2256 and encodes 751 amino acids. The record is from RefSeq and is a predicted model, not a curated record.
AUGGAGGACGAAUUGAAAUGUUUAUUUUGCAAAGAAUUUUUUACAGAACCAAUACUUCUCAGUUGCGCACAUAGCUAUUGUCGUCGAUGUGUGGUACAGUGUCAACAACCGGUUUGUCAUAACGCAUCAACCAUAUCACCGCCACAUUCUCACAGCGGUACGACAACAUCCGGAACGGCACCAUUUACGCAUCUUCAUAAUACCACACCGUUAUCACUACCUUCAAGCAGCGGUGCUAGUGAUACAAUCUCAUUAUGCAUUUCGGAUCAGGAUAUUGAAAGCGACAAACUUUCGAUCAUAUCAGAAACUGAUAGUGGGGUUGUUGUCUCCGGUAGAAAUUCUCGACCACCAUCAUUAAUCGGUUCAGCAGCUGCACAUUCUUUUCCUUCCGGUUAUCUUGGUGGACAUCGUCUACCGUCUAUUUUAACACCGUCCACCUCAGGAUGGAUUGUUACCUGUAAAGCAUGCUAUAAACGAACAGUUUUUCCAGAUGAACAAACUGUUAUGCUAAUGCCUAUUAAUAAUGCACUUGUCAAUGUUAUCAAAAGGUAUCAUUCAGGUAAUCUAUCAGCUCGAGAUAAAAGUGGUAGUAGUGAACAGAUCUAUAAUUGCCAGCUAUGUGAUACCGAGGAACCAGCAAUAGCUAAUGUUUUCUGUGAACAAUGUGACAUUUACUACUGUCAAUCAUGCCAAAAUUCAUUACAUCCAGCUCGUGGACCUUUAGCUUCCCAUAAAUUGGUGCCACCAUCUGCAAGAAGGUCAUAUCGGACAGCGAUCGGUUUGCCAAAAGAUUCGAAAUGUCCAAAUCAUCCGCUUGAAAACCUCUCAAUGUACUGUAUGAUUUGUCGAUUAGCAGUCUGUUGUCAAUGUUUACAAGAAACGAAACAUUCCAAUCAUGAUGUGCAGAGUCUUGAUAAAAUUUGCAAAACACAAAAGGCUGAAUUAUCACAAAUUCUGCAACUUUUAAGUGAAAAAGCAAAACAUGCAACAGAAGAUAUUACUCGACUCAAGCAACUCAAUGAUGCUAUUUCUGUAAAUUGUUUUGAUUUUCAACAUAGAUUAACCGUACAGGUGGAUUCAUUGAUUGAACAGUUACAAGAGAGAAAGCAAAAGCUUUUGCAGUAUGUGGAAGAAGAAAAAGAAUUUAAGAGACGAAUAUUCAAAGAGCAAAUCGGACGUUGUACCACAAAAUUAUCAAAGACAACCGCUCUCAUACAAUUUUGCAUUGAAGUUCUCAAGGAACCUGAUCCAGCAACUUAUUUACAGGUAAGUAGCGCUUUGAUUAAUCGUGCCACAACGCAAGAAUUCCUAUGGCAUAAGGAGAUGCAGACGACACCGGAAGCGGAUCCGGAAUUUAUAUUAAACUUAGAUGUGAACAAUUUGCAGUAUGCCAUACAGACAUUAGAUUUUGCGCAAUUGAAAGCCCCAAAUGCGCCUUUAAUUGAAACGGCGGAAUGUGUUGCGGAAAAUAAUUCGGUAACUAUUGCGUGGAAAGCGCAAAAUGAUGAUUGCGCAAUUGAUGGUUAUAUAUUAGAGAUCGAUUCCGGUUCUGAUGAUGGAUUAUUCAAGGAAGUAUAUUGUGGCAGAGAUACGAUAUGUACAAUUGAUGGCUUACAUUUUAAUACAGUUUACAAUGCGCGUGUUAAAGCAUUUAAUGCAGCCGGAGAAAGCUCAUAUAGCGAUAUGAUAUGUCUUCAGACGGCUGGCGUGGCAUGGUUCCAAUUAAACAAAUCAGCUUCACAAAAUGAUUUAACAAUAUCCAAUGAAUGUAUGUCAGUAACCGGAACAACAAUGGAAUAUAGAACCCUAUGCGGAUCCAUUGCUUUCUCCCGCGGAAUACAUUACUGGGAAGUGACGGUAGAGCGUCAUGCAGGAAAUGCAGAUGUUGUGGUUGGCGUAGCGCAAAAUGCAUUCAAUCGUGGAAUUAUGCUUGGAAAAGAUUUACACGGUUGGUCAAUGUACAUCGAUGGUGAACGUUCGUGGUACUUGCAUAACGGAAUGCAUCAUAGUCGGAUUAUCGGUGGUAUUAGUGUUGGAUCGGUGAUCGGAAUACUACUAGAUUGUGAUAAGGGUACUCUUGCAUUCUUUGUCAACGAUACACGACGAAAUUAUGAAGGACAAUUAGUUGCAUUCCGGAAUAUGCCGCAUGGUUUGUAUUAUCCGGCGUUUAGUGUCAACUGUGAUACAUUGAUAACGGUACAUACCGGUUUACCUAUUCCGUCGAGCUCAGGAAGCAGUGAUUGCAGUGACACAUGA